Molecule: messenger RNA, 2524 nt
Organism: Pyrgilauda ruficollis (rufous-necked snowfinch)
Lineage: Eukaryota; Metazoa; Chordata; Aves; Passeriformes; Passeridae
Gene: WBP2NL
Product: WBP2 N-terminal like
Exons: 9
Coding region: 55-1020 (321 amino acids)
Biological process (GO): positive regulation of DNA-templated transcription
Cellular component (GO): nucleus
Molecular function (GO): chromatin DNA binding; transcription coactivator activity
Source: RefSeq, a predicted model, not a curated record
UGGAUGUGACGUCACUGCCGUCACCGGGUCAGGGGCGGGGCCGGCGGGGCAAAGAUGGCGCUGAACAGGAACCACUCGCAGGAGGGUGGUGUCGUCAUCCCCAAUGCCGAGAGUGUCCUCAAACAGUGCAAAGAUGUGGAGCUCUCCUUCAGUGACGUGACAGGCAAGCCUGAAAUCUUCAAAGGCACCAAAAAAGGAAUGCUGUAUCUCACCCCUUACAGGAUGAUCUUUGUGACCAAGGGCAAGGAUCCUAUGCUGUCCUUCAUGAUGCCGUUCUAUUUGGUGAAAGGGUGCUCCAUCGAGCAGCCUGUUUUCUCUGCCAAUUACAUCAAAGGACAGAUCCAGGCCGAGGCCGGAGGGUGGGUAAAUGACCAAGGCACCAGCGCAUGCUGUUGUUACACAGAAUUGGAAUUAGCCACCACUGUUGGUCUUUGGGACGUCAGGAGCCCCUUGGGUGGCUGGGAAGGACAGGGGACAUUUAAACUAACUUUCAACAGUGGAGGAGCCAUUGAGUUUGGACAGCUGAUGUUGAAAGCUGCUUCUAGUGCUUCCAGUGGCGUUCCUCUGCAGAACCCUGGCUAUGGAUACACCCCUGUUCCCGGAGGAUAUGCACCGGGCCCGCCUGCCCCCGGGGGCUACUCGCCUGUGCCGGGAGGCUACGCUGCCCCUCCGCCCCCCAGCGGAGCCUAUCCCUACGCACCGCCCCCAGUGAAUGCCUACGGACCUGCUCCACAGCCCAUGGGCUAUCCCUACGCCCAGGCUCCAGGUAUUUACCCACCACUUCCAAACAUGAACCCCAUGUACAUGCCACCCCCACCACCCUACUCUGGGGCACCUCCUGCAGGAUCUUCAGCCCCCACAGCUCCCCCAGCCUGGGUGAGCCCAGGAAUGCCAGGAGGCAGCAAGGCCAUGGAAGCAGCUUCCAGUGCAUAUUACAACCCUGCCAACCCACACAAUGUGUACAUGCCCAUGGAUCAGCCACCUCCUUAUGCACCUCCUGAGGAUAAGAAGAACAACUAGCAGAAGGAAAUUGCAGCCAGCCUCCCACAUUCUCUCUCCCUGAAGACAACUUGGCUGUUAGUACUCCUGAAGUUAGCAUAUCUCUAGAUCUCUGUUUCUCUACAAUAGAUACAGUGCUGGGCAGCUGAGCACCUGCCCUCAUUAAACACUGAGUCAGUGGCAACACGAGGCAGGACAACAGCACUUUCCUACUUACUUGCUUUAUCUCAUGGGGUCGAAGGACUAACCUUUUGCCCUGCCAUUGGCUUGAAGAGAGAGAUGGACUUAUUAAACUGUAUCACAUGACUAAUCUAGGACUAAAAUAUGAAGGCUCUGGGAUCUUGUUGGAGUGAAACAACUUGGAAUGCCAAACUUUUGACUUCUGAAGCACCAUCCAGGAGGAAAGGUGUGGAGAGCUAUGAGGUUCCCUGCACAGAUCCUCUGGUGUCCUAGACAGGUAUUAAAUUUCCUUAAAUUCUAGGGCAGUUCAGUUUGAGAUGGGAUUUUGGACAUCCUGUAUUGUGUUGGAAGUGUGUGGCAUUCUGAACUAACAGUUGAGGGGUCGUGACCUUGGGAAGUGCAUUUGAAGAGAUGCUGAAACAUUUGGCUAUGAAAGAGGGAAGGGGAUGGGUCCCUGUCUUUGUAGCCAUUGAAUAGAGAAGCAAACAAAGGUGUGCCUCAGGGCAGUGAGCUCAUAGACUGGCAGGCCUGAGGAUCAGUCUGUCUCUUCCCUGCCCAGGCAGGCUCCAUAUCUGUGCAAUGAUCCUGUGUCAAGCAGCCAUGCCUCGAGCAUAAUGGAGUCAAGUGCUGCACAGGAGGCUGCCUGUCUUGGAGCAAAAUGUGUUACAUUAGGCAGAUGACCUGGCAGUAGCCUUGUCAGGAGACAAGUCCUGCAGCCCUGGCUCCCUCUGCUGAGCAAAUCUGUGCUGUGUGCUACCUCCACAGGGGAAAACUGGCCUUCAUCUUUUCCUUCAGCUGCUGGAGCCAGGCUGUGUGUGCCCAGCACACACAGCAGUGUGGGCAGGUGGGCACUGUAAUGCUAGAGCUGGUUGCUUACAGGUGCAAUGCCCUUGGCUGGGAACUGCUGUCUGGGUGGGAGUUACUAGUGCUUGGCUCUCUUGCAGAGACUCUGGCUGCUCAGCCACAAGCUUUCCUUUUUCCUUAGGACAUAGUGCCAUUAAACCUGCUCUGAAGAGUCUCUAGUCUGGUGGAGACCCUUGUGAUUCUUUACAUAUAGGGUGACUGUACUUCUUCCUACAGCCUCUGUACCUUCACAAGGAGGGGGAAGGAGUGUUUUGCCUCACCCCCCUUUGUGGUAGGGCUCUCCUGCAAUUCAGGUUUGCACAACUUAAAAGUAUGAAUUCCUAAAGCAGUUCCACAUGGGGGGAAGUAAGUUUCCUCAUCUAUAAACACUUUUUCUGACUUAGAGAUAUUCUAACAACUCCGUAUUUAAAAAAAAAAAAUCAACCAUGAAUGUUUGUAACUUUUUGAAUUGCACUUUAAUACAGGAGUGUUGAUACCUUUA